This is a messenger RNA of Salvia miltiorrhiza (redroot sage), 2914 nucleotides long. Its product is annotated as WD repeat-containing protein PCN-like. The transcript is spliced from 11 exons. Lineage: Eukaryota; Viridiplantae; Streptophyta; Magnoliopsida; Lamiales; Lamiaceae. Gene Ontology annotation, molecular function: protein binding. The record is from RefSeq and is a predicted model, not a curated record. Bases 203 to 2659 code for a protein of 818 amino acids. Gene Ontology annotation, biological process: meristem maintenance; meristem growth.
AACAGGUAACUGGACUGCAAUCGACCCGGAAAUAGUAUUUGGAUCCAACCCGACCCGGUAUAUAUGGUCCGCGGGUGUGCCCUUAAACCCUCAAAAACCUACUUUGAUUUCUGUUCGCCCACCUCGUCCGCCCCAGCCCUCAUUUUCUCUCAUGCUGCUUCUCUCAACUCCCUAAAUCUCGAAAAGAUUCGAUCAACGGAAAAUGCUCAAGGUUCACAGGAUCAACUCGGUGGAGUGGAAUCCGUCGCCCGUCGUAGCCCUAGCCACCAGCGCCGACAGCUCACAGGUCGCCGCCGCCCGCGCCGACGGCUCGCUCGAGAUUUGGCUCGUCUCUCCCGGCUCCGUUGGCUGGCACUGUCAGCUUACAAUACACGGGGACCCUAAUUCUAGAGUGUCUUCGCUGGUGUGGUGUCAGUCCGGGCCGAGGGGUGGACCGUUGGGCCGAUUGUUGUCUUCCAGUAUCGAUGGGUCCAUUUCCGAGUGGGAUUUGUUCGAUUUGAAACAAAAGGAGGUUCUAGGUUCAAUUGGUGUCUCGAUUUGGCAAAUUGCUGCAGAGCCAUGCAAUGACUUGCAUCAAAAUGGGAGGCAGGAAACAAAAUCUUAUCAGAAUGGCCACACUAGCCCUUCAAUUACCAGUGAUGUUGAUGAUGAGGAGAAUAGUGAAAGUGAAGAUGAAAAUGAUAAUAAACAUGCAGUGCUGGUUCAUGAGCAAAAUGACGCCGAAAGUACCCGGCUAGCAGCUGCUUGCGAUGAUGGCUGUGUCCGAAUCUAUAGUGUUUCUGAUGCAGAAGAACUCAUUUAUAAUAGAACGCUGCCUAGGGUCAGUGGGCGCACACUUAGUGUAACCUGGAGUUCAGAUGGAAAUAGGAUUUAUUCAGGGAGUAGUGACGGGUUCAUAAGAUGUUGGGAUGUUAAGUUGGCUCGGGAGAUCUACAGAAUAACUGUUGGUCAUGGAUGCUUGGCUGGUGGAAAUGAUCUUUGCAUAUGGUCAUUACUUGCAUUGAGGUGUGGGACAAUAGCCAGUGGGGAUAGUUCUGGUAGUGUGAAGUUCUGGGAUGGUCAAUUUGGAACACUUUUGCAUGCACAUUCAAAUCACAAGGGUGAUGUAAAUGCUUUAACUGCAGCUCCCAGCCAUAACAGAGUAUUUUCUGCUGGUUCUGAUGGUCAGAUCGUACUGUAUAAACUUUCUACUGAGGCUGUUGAUUCUGGUGAUGAAAAAUUUGUCCCAGCUAUCAAGAAAUGGAUCUAUGUUGGCUAUGUGAGAGCUCAUACACAUGAUGUAAGGGCGUUGACCUUAGCUGUACCUAUCAGUCAUGAAGAUCUACCUCCUGAUGAAAAGGUAAAGAGGUCACGAGGUCCAGAUAAGCCCCUCGACUUCAGUUACCAUAAAUGGGCUCAUUUGGGUGUGCCCAUGCUUAUCUCAGCAGGCGAUGACACUAAACUUUUUGCAUAUUCUGUAAAAGAAUUUACUAAGUUUUCUCCUCAUGACAUAUGCCCUGCACCGCAAAGAAUGCCAAUGCAACUUGUUCUUAAAACACUUUUCAAUCAGACUCCAUUGCUAUUGAUUCAGUCUGCACAUUUCUUAGACAUCUUUUGUGUGCGAUUGAAAAAUGGCGGUGUAACUGAUAUCAGUCCUAGCUCAUCUGCUGGGUCUGCAAGUACUGAUUUAGUGGCUAGAAUCAAAUGCAAGGAUUCUCGGAAGAUCAUCUGCAGUACAAUCUCUUCAUCAGGAGCGCUAUUUGCCUACUCGGAUCAUGUAAAACCUAAUUUAUUUGAGUUGAAAAGAAACAAAUCAGGCAACAGUUGGUCUGUGAAGAAAAGGCAGCUCCCUCAGGGAUUACCUUUUGCCCAUUUCAUGGUUUUCAGCUCUGAUUCUUCGAGAUUAAUAUUAGCUGGGCAGGACAGAAGGAUAUAUGUUGUAGAUGUUGGAAGCCAGGAGCUCCUUCAUGCUUUCACUCCUUGCCGGAAAGACAGUGUUGAUGGUUUACCUCCUAGUGAACCUCCCAUUACAAAAAUGUUCACAAGUAAUGAUGGGCAGUGGUUAGCUGCUGUCAACUGCUAUGGAGAUGUCUAUAUUUUCAAUCUUGAAACACUAAGGCAACACUGGUUCAUAUCAAGAUUGGAUGGUGCUUCGGUUACUGCUGGUGGAUUUACUCCUAAAAAUAGCAACAUCCUCAUCAUCUCCACCUCUUCAAAUCAGGUGUAUGCAUUAGAUGUGGAAGCUAAACAAUUGGGGGAGUGGUCCAUGCGUCACACAUUUUCUCUGCCAAGGAGAUAUCAAGAAUUUCCUGGAGAAGUCAUUGGUCUUUCUUUCCAGCCAUCCUCAACUUCAUCUUCCGUUAUUGUCUAUAGUCCAAGGGCGAUGUGCUUGAUCGAUUUUGGGAUGCCUGUUGAUAGGGAUGAUGAUACAACAGACUUGGCAAAUGGUCUGGGAUUAACAAGAAAGGUACACAGCAAUGGGGUGCUUAAGCGAAAACUGCAGGGAUUAGAAACUAAACACGGUGGUAGAAAGAACUUUGAAUUUUGUGCAUUCAGAGAUCCUGUUUUAUUUGUUGAACAUCUAUCGAAAAACUCUCUUUUGGUCAUAGACAAACCAUGGAUGCAAGUUGUUGGCACUUUCGAUGCCCAGCCUGUCCAUAGACAUAUAUUUGGAACAUAACACUCCGUUACGGGCAGGCUUCUUUCAGCGUAUUAGGCGCGAAGGCGGCGAAUGUUGCCUUCAUCAUUUUUGAUCUUGCUUCUCUUUGUGCUCUCUUUUGGUGUGGGAUGUGGGUGGGUUGAGGGUAGGCUGGCUGUCUUGACCAUGUUGUGCAAUGUAUCCUUGGUAGCUCUGUUAACAAGUUAGUUAUUCAAUGUUUAAUACAACAUUCGAUUUAGAAAGUCUUCAUUAUUUAAACGGAUUCUUUUUUUUCUA